GCGGGGCUCGUUAAUCUUGAAGCAAAAUGGAAAUGUUUCUGUUACUUCUAGCUGUGUGCUCUGGUUUGGGAACAUCAUUGCUUGACGCACAAAUCGUUGAAGGAAAGAAAAGAAGUGUUACCAUCGAGCGAAUAGAAGAUGGCGUUUUCCAUCACGAUCUUCAUAAACGGUCACCAGAUGAACAGAUGCCGCUUGCUUUACACAUGCGCUUGAAAGAUCGGGAACAGGAAGUGCACCUGCAGUUGCGCAAAGUUCCUAUCAUUGACACCUCGUCACUGACGUCACACGGAACCGUGAAACAUGACGUUUCUUCCAUACAGGACGCGGCGGUGUAUAUUGACAGACGUCUGGGUGCUUCUGUUGUAGUCAGAAAACGAGAAUCAGACCCCAACAACUUCGACUUGGAGGGGAGUCUUCUCCUUGGAGGAAAUGAAGUCUUCCUGGAGCCUUCCAGUCAAGAAAAACGUGAUUCCGAAAAUGAUGCUAACACCCAUGACGUCACUCCGGUUGAGCUCAAUAUCGAUUAUGGAGAUGAUGACGUUGUGGUUCCAGAAAGUGAGUGAAUAAACAUUUCAGUGAAA
Messenger RNA from Gigantopelta aegis, 581 nucleotides. RefSeq lists its product as uncharacterized. NCBI's taxonomy places the organism in Eukaryota, Metazoa, Mollusca, Gastropoda, Neomphalida, Peltospiridae. The record is from RefSeq and is a predicted model, not a curated record. Bases 27 to 563 code for a protein of 178 amino acids. The transcript has 4 exons.